AUGGAGGGUGACGGUGACGGUGACCGCCCUUCGCAACGAGAAGUCCAUUAUCUGAAAGUUGACUACGCCGAUAUUGGGGGCGUGGGCCAGGCGUUCAAGCAGGCUGGCGUUGACACUGUGAUCUGUGCAAUUGGCGUUGUCACUCCGGAAACAAACCAAGCCCAGCUCAAUCUCAUACAAGCAGCGGAACAAUCAGAGCCAACGCGAAGAUUUGUCAUCAGUGGCUUUGAUAUGCAGCAUUUGAAAGAGAUAACUAUCGAAAGCCUUGAUAAGAUCAGCCUUGAGUAUACUCGCAUCGACAUGUCCAAGUUUGUCGCUCACUUAAUGGAUGUCGGCGAGUGGCCUGCGGUCAGCUUUAUCGCCUCUGAGACAUUGUCAUUCAAUCAACUCGUAGCGAUGCCGGAGAAAGCGCGAGGUGACUUGGACAAGCUGAAGUCGGGGUCGAUUUCUUUCUUUCAAGAGUUCCCUCAUAUCAACUUCGUCGAGAACCCUGAAGCCUUUUUCGCAACGAUUCACUACCAAGAUGGAUUAGAGCGAUAUCGGUUUCUAGAAAUCAAGAUGACCAGCGCAGCAGAGGUAAUGGAAUCGUCUUGGACAGGGAAAUAG
Ilyonectria robusta is the source of this 606-nucleotide messenger RNA. RefSeq lists its product as uncharacterized. The record is from RefSeq and is a predicted model, not a curated record. NCBI's taxonomy places the organism in Eukaryota, Fungi, Ascomycota, Sordariomycetes, Hypocreales, Nectriaceae. The coding region runs from base 1 to 606 and encodes 201 amino acids. The transcript has 5 exons.